Molecule: messenger RNA, 669 nt
Organism: Penicillium griseofulvum
Lineage: Eukaryota; Fungi; Ascomycota; Eurotiomycetes; Eurotiales; Aspergillaceae
Exons: 1
Coding region: 1-669 (222 amino acids)
Source: RefSeq, a predicted model, not a curated record
AUGGAAGAUCUCCCAAUGGAUGACACAGGGCCUGUCAGGACAGAUCAGCCCGAAUACUCCGCCGGGUUUACUUCUUUUGGUACCGCAGCAGACCCCCAGCCGGAGGAAAGUGACCAGAGCAUGGACGAAUCAGGACCCUCAACGCCUACCCACGACACGGAUCUGCUCGAAGACAGCGAUGAAGAAAUUCGGGUCAUCAAGCCGUAUGAUAUUGAAGAGCCCGAUCAUGAGUUAGAAUCUCCGGUGCCAAGGGUAGAUCAACUGUGUCUCCCAGAUCGGUUCGAACGAUGGCAGCGUGACUUGACAGACUACCUGGAUGACCUGGACGACCGGCCAGUUGAAUUUAAUGGCAAUACAAUGCGGUCGAUGCGGAAGAGAGGACGAAAGAGGAAGCCACCCAACAACACUCCCGCUACACAGCCGUCUAAUCCGCCCUCUAAACAAAGAUAUGCAUCAGCCGAGACUCAGCCUCAAAUGCACGACCACAUCCCCAAAAGACGAAGGGUUAGCGAACCACCACAAUGGAAUCCUUCAAAUGUGGACUCAUUUGGCGCUUUCCGGGAAACCAACACGAAUGAAAGCUCAAGUUCAGAGACACAAUCGGUGGACCUGAAUCACAAUGAGACCAUGAAUAACUCGCCCGUGGCCGAUGAAAUGGAUAUCGACUGA